GGUAUGAAGCUGUGUGCUUUACACAAGUCACCGACCAAGAAGGCUGGAGUUUGCACCCCCAGGUGGUCUAAAAUCCUUUCAGAUUACCACCACAUCCGAGACCUGGUGCUUAACAGUCGAAGGCUGAUGGAUGAAACAAUGAUCCAGCUGUUUGAGCUGAACCAGAGGACACUCAUUCAGUGGUUUCAAUGGCAGCAGAAGAAUCAGCAAAUGAGUGUCCUUGCCCAGGGACUGACUCCAUCUGACCCAAUUGAUGUGGCUGAUAUGCAGCUUCCUCUGCCGAGGGAAAAAUUGGAUGACGUGCCAUCAACAUCAGGCCCAAAACAUCAAUUUAUCCUUCCGCCAAAUCGAGAAGGACAGGCUCCAAUUCUGCGACCGGGUCGCCGGCCCACUGCUGCCAAAAGGGAGUGCCCUAUCGCACCCGUCCCCACAGCAGCAGGAGUUGUGCAGCCCAUUUCAGCACCUGGGUCACUGUUAGGCACACUAGUCCUUAACCCAGACAUGACUGUGUCGAUGGUGAUUUCAUCUUCUGGUGCUUUGACAUCCGGUCCAGGCCCAGCUCCGCCUGCUCCAGCGCCUGCUCCAGCGCCUGCUCCAGCGCCUGCUCCAGCGCCUGCUGCUUCUGUGUCCCGUUACACCCAGAGGAACAGGCGCCGGCGGGCCCUGGAGACGGAAAGCGGAGUCCAUAAGAGGAAGUAUGUGCGAGGGGUAACUUUUAACAAGUGCAGCGAAUGUGGGCAGCCCAAAACUAAAGAGUUUGGUCAUAGCCGAUAUGGGAAUGCCACAUUUUGCUCACGCUCCUCUAAUGGAAAAACUUUAGAUGAUUGGUUGGCAGAACAGCGGCAGGCAAAAUAA
Carassius carassius (crucian carp) is the source of this 855-nucleotide messenger RNA. RefSeq lists its product as uncharacterized. Lineage: Eukaryota; Metazoa; Chordata; Actinopteri; Cypriniformes; Cyprinidae. The coding region runs from base 4 to 855 and encodes 283 amino acids. The record is from RefSeq and is a predicted model, not a curated record. The transcript is spliced from 2 exons.